AUGUACAAGUUACUUACUCCUAUCAUCGACUGCACACACGCUUAUGCAAGAUUCAUCCUACGUUCUCUGUUCUUGGUUUCGUUAACUAGACGUAAGCCAUUCUCACUUUUCGUCCGACCAAGCCGGCGCGAGGUAACUGAGGCGCUCAACACUGCGCUCGAGGGCAUGCAGUCCGUAACCGCUGAUCCUCGCCCUAUACCCGCUGACGAAAUAGAGAAGGCACUCGCUACCGCUCGAGCGAUCGCCAGGAGGGGGCAGAGUUCAGCAUCGGUGGAGACGACGUCUUCUUCGAACUUCCCUGUCCUUGUCACCGAAGACUCGACACUUUUGCAACUGGAGCACAAAGAUUUUCUCGAUGACACGGAUCUCACGGGUGCUCCACCUCAGGGAUUUGCCGUGCUUGAGGGUGAUGUGAGUACCGACGAACUCAUGCAGCCUACCGAUAAAGAAGACGUGGACGAAGAAGUCGAGAAUGGAAACGAUGAACGCAACGGUCCUGCACCAGACAACCAAUGCAGCGAACCUACACCACUACCAGCUGACUCUGAGGCAAGCUGUCGCGCUCAAAUUCAAAAUCUUGUACAACCGAUUAUGUCUGCACAAGGUUUCCUGAAUAAGCUCAUGGAGCAAGCGGAGAUCAUUCUUGUUCACGGUACAACCGACGUUGGAUCUUACAUGACUAGUUUUGUGUUGGUUGAUCGCAGCUUGAACAAACUCGGAAAUAGUGAUGGCGUAGAACUCGGAGCUCCAGGCAAGGAAGUGAUAGUGAUGUUCGACCUCGUCUGGACACUGGCUUGCGAUUGA
Molecule: messenger RNA, 804 nt
Organism: Phytophthora sojae
Lineage: Eukaryota; Oomycota; Peronosporomycetes; Peronosporales; Peronosporaceae
Exons: 5
Coding region: 1-804 (267 amino acids)
Source: RefSeq, a predicted model, not a curated record